UUUCGAGGAGUGACCCAAAAGAGUGGAAUGACAAGAAAAGAGGUGUCUUCUGUUUUAGAAGGAGAACAUCUACAAAUUGAAUCUGAAAAAGUUGAGGAGUCACAAGAUCAUGGUCUCAUGGAGCAGAAGUUUUGUGAUUCUGCGGUAAGUCAAGAUCUUGAGACUUCAGAAAAGAUAUUACAUGUUGUUAAUGUUAAGGAAUUGGGAACAGCAUUGGCUAAUUCCGCCUCUCAACAAGAUCAGCAGCCUGGUGAUACUGCCAAGGUUAAAGCUAGUUCUACUAUUAGCUCAUGUUCAACUAAACGGAAGUUGAGUAGACCGUCAUUGGGGAAAGAAAGUUUAAAUCUUUCUAACAGGAAAGAAGCCGCUGGUUGCCAAGAUGCUGAAACAGAGAGCAUCAAUGGCAGUACCAUCGACAAGAAUUGUCCAGAAAGUUCUCUAGCUCUGGCACCAGAGAAUGGAGGUGAAAACAUAGAACCAACAAAAGUUAGCUCUACUCUUAACGCCCAGUCGUCUUCUCAAGCCGGCAAAGAGACAUUAGAUGAAACAAAGGAAGAGUCUCAGUCUGAGCAGAAAAAAAUUGAUGAAACAAAAGAUGAGUCACAGUACGAGAAGAAAACGAUGACUGUGAUGAGGGGUGGAGAAAUGGUUCAGGUGAGUUACAAGGUCUACAUUCCUAAGAAGACCUCUUCUUUGGGUAAAAGAAAACUCAACAGGUGAAGCAACAUAAUGAAGAUAGUUGAUGUCGACAAAAAUUUUUGUUUCUGUAGAACUUAAAUACAAUGGUUGUUUGAACAAUAAUUACAACCAGAGUUGGUGACAACACAAACUUUAAAUCAUAAUAGAUUUGAAUUUUUGAAUA
Camelina sativa (false flax) is the source of this 862-nucleotide messenger RNA. RefSeq lists its product as uncharacterized. The record is from RefSeq and is a predicted model, not a curated record. NCBI's taxonomy places the organism in Eukaryota, Viridiplantae, Streptophyta, Magnoliopsida, Brassicales, Brassicaceae.